AUCAAUUUCGCAAUCGGCUCCAAGCGUGGGUACUUUGAUUACAUUUCGUCGAGGCCUUAUUACCAAAACGCCUUCGACACCGUAAUGGCCUCGCCUUAUCGUCGCGACGCGAAGAGUUGGCUCGAUUUCUUCCCAGUUGAAGAGAGGCUACAGGUGCAGAGUUCCUCCGACUUUCUUGUCGUGGACGUCGGUGGUGGUCGAGGCAAAGACCUCCAGACCUUCCGCGAGAAGUUCUCUAAUUUGCCGGGCAGACUUGUACUGCAGGACUUACCACAUGUGCUUGAGACUACCGAUGUUCCCAGUUACAUCGAGAUCCAAGCCCACAAUUUCUUCGACGAACAGCCUAUCAAACGCGCAAAGGCAACCUACCUCCGCACUGUUCUCCACGAUUGGCCGGACAAGCAGGCCAUGGAGAUCUUGUCGAGGAUUCUUGAAGCAAUGAGCCCUAAUUCUCUGCUCUUGAUUCAUGUGAAAGCUAUGCCGGAGACCAAUGUUCCAUGGAUGGCUGCGAUUGGCGACAUGACUAUGAUGACUGCUUUCUCGUCAGCGGAACGAACCAAAAAUGAGUGGGAAUCUCUGCUGAAUAAGGCUGGAUUCAAGAUCAAUGCGGUUUGGAAACCCGAGGGCACUUCCGCGCAGCAACAGGUUCUUAUAGAAGGUGCACUCCAGUCAUUUGAGUAA
Aspergillus campestris IBT 28561 is the source of this 681-nucleotide messenger RNA. RefSeq names its product S-adenosyl-L-methionine-dependent methyltransferase. Gene Ontology annotation, molecular function: O-methyltransferase activity. The record is from RefSeq and is a predicted model, not a curated record. The annotation marks the transcript as partial. The transcript has a single exon. NCBI's taxonomy places the organism in Eukaryota, Fungi, Ascomycota, Eurotiomycetes, Eurotiales, Aspergillaceae.